AUCCGAAUAAUACCACAAGAACAUGUCUAGAGGUUCUCUAGGAAAAUAAAAUUUCAAGAUGGAAUCAUGGCUACCCUCAAAGUUUAUCACCAUGCCAUCAAUAUUGAUGAUGGUGGCGCUGUCACUGUUAGUGGUAAUCUUCUCCAGUCUUGGUUUCCCGGUUCCAAUGGCAACAGCUUCAAGGAUUGAAUCUCAAGGGAGAGCUCUUCUUCAAUGGAAGGCCACCCUUGAAACACAAGACCUCCUUAACAGUUGGACGUCAAAGACCAGUCCAUGCAACUGGACUGGAAUCACAUGUAAAUAUGAUGGCCAUCUCAUGGAAACCAUCACAAGGAUCCAUCUGGUAGAUAUGGGACUAGAAGGGAAGCUAGAGAGUCUCAACUUCUCAGCACUGCCAUCACUCCGCGUUCUCAACCUUGCUGUCAACUAUCUCUAUGGAUCCAUCCCCGCUGCCAUUUCAGCUGUCUCAAAGCUCACCAUUCUUGAUCUCUCUACCAACAAUCUGACUGGCAUAAUCCCAUCAGAGCUGGGUAAUUUGACAGGGCUCAAGACCUUGUCUCUUUCUGAUAAUCAGAUAAGUGGCUUCAUACCUCUUUCUUUUGGAAAGCUUAUGAACCUGAAUUUGUUAAACAUCUCCAGAAAUUCCUUAGUUGGUUCCCUCCCUCUAAUCUUUGAAAACUUCACCAAACUCAAUUUUCUUCACUUAGGGAGCAAUGCAUUCACUGGCAUCAUCCCUUAUCAGAUUGGAUAUAUGGUGAGUCUCAAGGAAUUUGAUGUCUCUAGUAACAAUAUAACAAGUCCCAUUCCUCCUAGUGUAGGAAACUUGACUGAGCUCAACUUGUUAAACCUUUGUGAGAACCAAUUCUAUGGACCCAUUCCAUACCACAUAGGAAAGUUAACCAAGCUUGAAAUAUUCAUCUCCUAUUGGAAUAACAUAAAUGGCUCUGUUCCUAAUGAGAUUGGGAAUAUGGUGAGCUUGAGAGAUUUUGAAACUGAUCAUAACCAAAUAACAGGUUUUAUGCCACAUAGCAUUGGAAACCUAUCCAACCUUGAAACAUUUUACUUGUUUAAAAACUAUAUAACUGGCUUCAUUCCUAAUGAGAUUGGGAAUUUACUAAAAUUGAAAGAUUUUGAGGUAUCUAACAACCAAAUAUUCGGUUCCAUCCCACAUCACGUUGGAAAUUUAACCAAUCUUGAAACAUUUUACUUGUAUAGAAAUAACAUAAAUGGUUCCAUUCCUGAUGAAAUUGGUAAUCUAGUGAACUUGAAAUAUGUAAAACUAGGCGAAAACAAGAUAUCUGGCUCAAUCCCACAUAGCAUUGGUAAUCUAACUAAACUUUCCACACUGUCAAUUUGUGAUAAUAAGCUCUUUGGCUUAAUCCCUCCAUCUCUGGGAUUUCUGAAAAGUCUCACUAAAUUAGUAUUAUAUGAAAAUCAUCUUUUUGGUAAAUUGCCUCAUGAUUUAACAAAUCUUACAAAUUUAAUUAAUUUUCAAUUGUUCAACAAUAGGCUUUCUGGUAAUCUGCCACCGGAUUUAAUGAAAGGAGGUUUGCUUGAAAAUCUUACUCUAGGAUACAAUAAUUUCCAAGGUCCCAUUCCAACGAGUUUGAAAAAUUCAACAAAUUUGCGCAGGGUCCGGCUCGAAAGAAAUCAAUUCUCUGGAGAUGUUUCUAAAAGCUUUGGUAUUCAUCCACAUUUGGAUUAUAUCGAUCUAAGCUCUAAUGACUUGUCCGGCACUUUAUCACCAUCUUGGGGAGCAUGCCUUAAUUUGACAAGUCUUAAAAUCUCAGGCAAUAGAAUCAGUGGCCUAAUACCUUUGGAAAUCAGUCAAUUGCCAAAGCUACAUUUGCUUGAUAUUUCUUCCAAUAAUUUUGUGGGACAGAUCCCUAGAGAGUUUGGCAAAUUAUCUUCUAUAUUUUAUUUGAACAUGAGUGACAAUCAUUUGACAGGAACGAUACCAUCAGAAUUUGGGGAUCUAUCUUCAUUAGAAAUUCUAGACUUGUCCAACAAUAAUUUGAGUGGAGAAAUACCGACACUCUUGGAGGAGUGUCAUAAAUUGAACUCACUCAAGUUGAGCAAUAAUGAACUAAGUGGUGCCAUCCCUUUUCAACUUGGUAAUUUGAACUUGCAUGAAGCUUUAGACUUAAGUGGCAAUUUAUUCAAGGGAGAAAUACCAUCACAACUUAGCAAGCUAAUAGAGUUGCAAGAGAUGAAUUUAUCACAUAAUCAGCUGGUUGGUCACAUUCCAUCCUCUUUUCAAUUCAUGUUUGGCUUGGUAUCAUUGGAUUUAUCUUAUAAUUCCUUAGAUGGUCCAGUUCCAGAGGGUCGUUUCUUUCAAGCAGCUCCAAUUGAGUGGUUUAUCCACAAUAAAGGUUUGUGUGGUCAAGUGCAAGGUUUACCUCCUUGCAAUCAAUCUGUUUGGCCAAGUAGGGAUGAAGCACGAAACCAUAACAAGAUCAUUAUCUUAGUCCUUGUUCCCACACUUGGCAUUUUAUUUCUGUCAUUCCUAACAGUUGGAAUCACUUAUCUCUAUCACAAGAGAAUGAAAUUCACUUCAAAUGAUUUUGGUGAAGAUGUUGGUGGACAUUUCUUCUCAAUUUGGAGUGUGAAUCAAGGCAAAGAGGCAUACAAAGAAAUCAUUCAAGCUACAGAAAAUUUUGAUGAUAAGUAUGAAAUUGGCAAAGGAGCUUGUAGCAUAGUCUAUAAAGCGGCACUAUCAUCAGGAGGGAUACUUGCUAUUAAGAAAAUUCAGGGAGGAGAAGGUCAAGUGAAUGAUCAAACUUUCCAAAACGAAAUACAAGCAUUAACCCAAAUUCGUCAUCGAAAUAUAUUGAGGUUCUAUGGUUAUUGCUCAACUAAUAGGUUCAACUUUCUUGCAUAUGAGUAUAUGGAGAGAGGAAGUUUGGGUGACAUUUUAAGGUCUGAUGAAGGAGCUAUUGAGUUGGAUUGGAUCAAAAGAGUGAACAUUGUUAUAGGUAUUGCUGAAGCUUUAUCUUAUUUGCAUCAUGAUUGUGCUCCACCCAUUGUUCAUCGAGACAUUAAAAGCAACAACAUUCUCUUGGAUGAAGAGUACAAGGCUUGUGUUGCAGACUUUGGCAUUGCUAGAUUACUUAAACCUGAUUCAUCUCAUUGGAGCAUGCUUGCAGGCACACAUGGAUACAUGGCACCAGAACUUGCGUACACAAUGAAGGUAACUAGAAAAUGUGAUGUAUAUAGUUUCGGAGUUGUAGCAAUUGAAGUGAUACAUGGUAUGCAUCCCGGGGAUUUCAUAAGUGACUUAUCAUCAUCAUCUUCAACACAUGAUACAAACAUGUUAGCAAAAGAUGUUCUAGAUCGUCGUCUUUCACUUCCGUCAACUCUGAUGGUUAAUAAAGUGCUUACGGUGAUUUUUACAGCGAUGCAAUGCAUUGACACCAAUCCACAGUCUCGCCCUACAAUGGAACAAGUCUCAAAAAGGUUAUCUUCUCCAAAAUCUCAAAUAUCAUUCAACAUUGAUUCCCUAUCUGAACUCACAUUUACCGAACUCAUGAAAGUACAAAUAUGAUCAAAUACUAUACUCUUAUCAUGUAACAUUAAUAAUUAUGACAUCUGUAUGAUAUUAUGUGUCAGUGAUUGUGUGAGUUUAACAAAUAAAGCAUAUAAAUUUUCAAUAUA
Dioscorea cayenensis subsp. rotundata (Guinea yam) is the source of this 3654-nucleotide messenger RNA. RefSeq names its product MDIS1-interacting receptor like kinase 2-like. Gene Ontology annotation, biological process: protein phosphorylation; hormone-mediated signaling pathway. Lineage: Eukaryota; Viridiplantae; Streptophyta; Magnoliopsida; Dioscoreales; Dioscoreaceae. Gene Ontology annotation, cellular component: plasma membrane. The transcript has 2 exons. Gene Ontology annotation, molecular function: protein kinase activity; ATP binding; protein binding. The coding region runs from base 59 to 3544 and encodes 1161 amino acids. The record is from RefSeq and is a predicted model, not a curated record.